Synchiropus splendidus (mandarinfish) is the source of this 2007-nucleotide messenger RNA. Its product is annotated as hereditary hemochromatosis protein homolog. NCBI's taxonomy places the organism in Eukaryota, Metazoa, Chordata, Actinopteri, Syngnathiformes, Callionymidae. Bases 210 to 1253 code for a protein of 347 amino acids. The transcript is spliced from 2 exons. Gene Ontology annotation, biological process: immune response. The record is from RefSeq and is a predicted model, not a curated record. Gene Ontology annotation, cellular component: external side of plasma membrane.
AGUGAAGUGAGCCAGAGAGACUCAGAGAGACACGUCAGACCUGUCGGGGAGGAGAGAACCUGCUGGGUCGCAUUCCCAACUCGCCUGCCCGGAACUCUGCACACACCUGGGACUGGAGCUCUCCUCCUAUGUUGGUCGCAGAGUGAGGGACCGAGACUGGGGAUCAGUACUUCGCUCUAAUUGGCUGGAAAAGGAGAAUCUCGACCACCAUGAGGACCUUCUGGCUCCAGCUGAUGUUCGUCCAGCAGGUGACCAGUUCAGGAGCAAGACAACACUCACUCUGGGUUUUGGCUACCUGUGUAUUCGGGCCCUCAAAGCUGCCUGAGUUUAGUGGUGUGCUGCUGCUGGACGACCUCCAGGUGGCGUACUACGACUCCACACUGGACCACCUGGUCACCAACAGCAUGGACAGGACGCCACUGGACCUGGGUCAGAGCGCCAUGGGGAUUGUUCAAGACAUGUAUUUUGGCAUGAGAGACCGAAUAGCUUUCUCCAAGCACCGCUUCAACCAGACCAAAGGUCUCCACAUCCUGCAGAAACUAGCCGGCUGUGAGAUCCAGGACGGACAGCCGACGUUUGUCAUGUCACGAAACAGUUAUGAUGGACAGGACAUCGACAGUCAGAUGUUCAACACGACCCACUUCUCCUACACAACCAGAGAAGGCUGGGAGAACCGGUGGACUGCAGCCGAGUGGCAGAUCGAACAAACCCUCUAUCAUCACUUCUACCUCUCGACAUGUGUCUCGGCCCUGGAGCAGCUGCUGGAGCAGAAGAAGAACCUGGUGACCCGUCGAGUCCGGCCAAGACUCCACGUCUUCUCCAGACCGAGGAUGGGCGGAGCCCUGCUCACCUGUCUGGCCACGGACUUCUACCCACGCCACAUCAACCUGACCCUGCUCCGGGACGGUCAGCAGGUGGAGGAGGAUCAGCUGAGCACUGGGCCUGUGCUGCCCAACGGCAACGGCCUGUACCAGGUGCGGAAGACGCUGGUUCUGACGGAGCAAGAGCAAGAACAUAACUACACCUGCACCGCCGCUCACCUGAGCCUGGACAACCAGCUGCAGGUGAGCUGGAGGGCAGAGUCCUUCCACUCCCACCUGGCACGCUUGGUCUUGCUGCUCGUCAUGGUGGUCCUGGUUCUGCUGCUGGUCCUGCUUCUGGUCCUGGCCAAGUGUUGCAUACCUCAGGAGUCAGGAGCUCACACAGACUCAGUGGGGGCAGAGAGCGUUGCCAUGGUGACCAACAGUAGCUGAGCGACCACCAGGAGGCACAUCCUCGCUGGUCUUCUUCUUCCCUUCUUGCCUCCUAGCUUCCAUCUGCUCCCAUGUGAAGAUGAAUGUUCCAGUGUGACUCACAGCAGCUGUUCAAUAUUCAGAUCAAUAUUCAUAAAUGUUAUGAGUCAAUACAUGUCAGGUGUUCCGUCGAUGGGCUCCAUCACUCAUUAAAUCCCCUGGCUUCUUCUCGCACCUCCGACACCAGCUCAGGAGCUCAUUGCUCCACGUGAGUCUCACCACCUUGGCCUCCUUCUGCUGCUGCUCCUCCUUUAUCUCCAGCCUCUGGGGAGGACCCAAACCUCCUUCUACUCCCUUCUUCUUCAGGAGUAUGGUGGUUGGAGGACAACACAGAGCAGGAAAAACUCAAGGGGCAUCUGAUCUGGAAGGUGCAGAGGAGUCACCAUGGAUCAUGUGAUUAUUUGUUGGGAGAUUUAAGUUACCAUUUCUCACCAGUCAGAGUGUGAAAGAGCGAAAUAGUGAAUGUGACACGAAGAACCCCGAGGCUGCGUGUGGGGAGGAAGAGUAGAGACUCUUUCUGGCAGGUGUGUGUCUCUCUAUCUUGUACCUACGUGUGGGUAUCUGGCACUUGCAUCAGUGUUCUGCUGAAAACAUCCUGUGUUUGGGGGGAAUUCUCCAACUCAUGCGCUAAUGAAAGCAGCUUCUAUUGCUCUGAAAGCUCUCCUCAGCUGCUGAAAGCGUCAUCAUGAAUCCAGUGUACAUACAGUACAUCCAA